Molecule: messenger RNA, 849 nt
Organism: Nylanderia fulva
Lineage: Eukaryota; Metazoa; Arthropoda; Insecta; Hymenoptera; Formicidae
Source: RefSeq, a predicted model, not a curated record
CAUGAUGUUAGCAACGUAUUAUCGCGGCGCAGUAGUUCAAUGUCGGUUAGCAGGGACGGUUGUUUACACGAUGGCGUCCGGCGGUGAGAACGGAACCGAAGAACGAACGGAAGCAUCGACGCCGGCUCAACCCAUCGCCAAUGCAGUGUCCGAGACGACUCAUAAAGUAAUAGGAAUGGAUAAAGAUGGCGAUAUGUCUGGCGUACCAGCAAAGAAAUCCCGCGUUGAAGUGCAAUCUCUUCCAACCAGACAGUAUUUGGACCAGACAGUAGUGCCCAUAUUGCUACAAGCGUUGUCCUGUUUAGCCAAAGAGAGACCUGCUGAUCCUAUAAGCUUCCUCGCUGGCUAUUUACUUAGAAACAAGAGUCAGUACGAUAGCGGCGGAUCGCCGCCGACUAGUCAGUGAAUGCUUCCCUGUUCAUGUGCGCAUUUCGUGGUAAUAUAUGAACUUUACUUCCUAAGAACCUCUUUUGAUACUUCAAGGAUAUAUUUAUAUUUGCGUUAUGCACAUAUUAUGUGCUUGCGAAUUUUUCAAACGAAAUGAAUUAAAUCUUUAUUGUAGAGAUAAUAGGGACUUUUCAGCAAGAUAAUAUUCUGUGAAAUGCAAAACAUACGUUUACUCAAUUUAUUUUAAAUAAAUAUUGUUUUUAUAUAAAAGUAAUAGCGAUGUCGGAAUUAAACCUAAUUGCAGUUAUAGAAUUUAUAUUAAAUUGUUAUGAACUCGUAAUAUGUAUUGACAAGAGUUGCCAACUUUUCUAUGCAAGCACAUAGAUAGAGCAAAAUUGAAAAAUACAAUGAUGUGGCUUUUAUGAAAGGAUAUCUUAAAAAUACAUUUAAAAAAAAAGCAUA